Aureobasidium pullulans EXF-150 is the source of this 933-nucleotide messenger RNA. RefSeq names its product ribosomal protein L1. The annotation marks the transcript as partial. The record is from RefSeq and is a predicted model, not a curated record. Lineage: Eukaryota; Fungi; Ascomycota; Dothideomycetes; Dothideales; Saccotheciaceae. The transcript has a single exon. Gene Ontology annotation, cellular component: 90S preribosome.
UUGACGACAAAGGUCGAAUCCGGCUCGCCCUACCAAUUGGAUCCUUCUCAGACUCUCCGCGCAGCCUCCGCCCUGCUUAAGAAGAUUUCCGGCGACUCUGGGGCGCGCAAGGACAAUGGCGGCAAGGCCAACCUGCUCGAGGAUGCCGACGAGGAGGAGGACAGCGAUGAGACUGCAACCACCGUCUGGCUCAACGUCACCACCAAGAAGCACAUCGCCGACCAGCGCAAGAUGAAGCCCGGCAAGAUCAUCGUUCCCUUCCCUCUGCAGUCCGCUACCUCGCCCUCUCUGCGCAUCUGCCUCAUCACCGCCGACCCCCAGCGCAAGUACAAGGACAUUAUCGCCAGCGAACGCUUCCCCGCCCAGCUCUCCUCCCGCAUCAACCGCGUCCUCGGCACCGAGAAGCUCAAGGCAAAGUACAAGACGUACGAGUCCCGCCGCCAGCUCUUCGCCGAAUACGACAUCUUCCUCGCCGACGACCGUAUCAUCACCCGCCUGCCCAACCUCCUCGGCAAAGUCUUCUACGGCACCGGAGCCAAGCGCCCCAUCCCCGUCGCCAUGCAAGGCAAGCCCGAGAACGCCCGCGACGAAGCCGGCAACAAGCGCGUCAAGCUGUCCGAAGGCGGCGACAAGCUCAAGCGCUCAGAAAUCACCCCCGAGGCCCUAGCCCACGAGAUCGAGCGCGCCGUCGGUGCCGCCCUCGUCCACCUGGCCCCCAGCACAAACGUCAGCAUCCGCGUCGGCAAGAGCAGCAUGACCGCCGACCAAGUCGCCGCAAACGUCGACGCCGUCGUCACCAGCCUGACCGAAAAGUACAUCCCCAAGGGCUGGAGAAACAUCCGCUCCCUGCACGUAAAGGGCCCCAACACCGCCGCCCUGCCCAUCUGGCUUGCAGACGAACUCUGGGAGGACGAAGCCGAUGUCCUCGAGAAG